AUGAGCACCGGGCAACCACUACAAUAUAAAUCACCCCCACAAUAUAAACAACCACCACAAUAUAAAUCACCCCCACAAUAUAAACAACCACAAUAUAAAUCACCCCCACAAUAUAAAUAUAAACAACCACCACAAUAUAAAUCACCCCCACAAUAUAAACAAUCACUUCAAUAA
Molecule: messenger RNA, 174 nt
Organism: Eriocheir sinensis (Chinese mitten crab)
Lineage: Eukaryota; Metazoa; Arthropoda; Malacostraca; Decapoda; Varunidae
Exons: 3
Coding region: 1-174 (57 amino acids)
Source: RefSeq, a predicted model, not a curated record